AUGGAGUCUGAAACUUUAAGAGAUGAAGUGGAAGUCAUCGGAAAAUUAACCGAAGAAUUCACAGAGCUACUAAAGAUGAAACAACAGAUGAUAAUCGAAGAUCAAACAGAACAAUAUAAUGAUGAUGAUGAGUUUGAAGAUGGUGACGAUGAAGAAGAAGAAGAAGAAGAGGAGGAGGAGGAGUUUUCUUUUGCGCGUAUGACAGACGCGCCGCCGAUAGCGGCGGAGGAGGUGUUCUACAACGGUCAAAUCCGACCCCUUUUCCCGUUAUUCAAUCAAAACCUUCUUUUGUCCGAGGAUGAUUUGGAAAAAUUGAAGGAGCGGUCACCGGUAAACAAGAUAUUUAUACAAACGGAAGAAAAUUCUCCGGCAACUUCCUCUUCAUCGGAAAAUCAAGAAAUAGCUGGACCGUUUUGUGAAUGGUCAAAAGAUAAUAAGGCAAUUGAAGCUUCUUCUUCUUCUUCUCCUGAGGUAUGCAAAAAGAGUAACUCAACAGGAUUUUCAAAGCUGUGGAGAUUCAAAGACUUUCUUCACCGGAGUAACAGUGAUGGACGAGACGCCUUUGUGUUCUUGAACCCUACCCCAACUACUCCGGCGAAGACAGAAGAAAAAGUCAAAGUCAGCGAGCAAAUGCUAACGCAGAAGAAUAAAAAGAAGAAGAAGGGUACUGUUGUAAAGAAGAGUGAAGGUGUGUUAGCACAUGAAGCAUACAUGAAGAGUAAAGCUAAGGAUGAAGAUCGCCGGCGAUCGUAUCUUCCUUACCGGCCGGAGCUCGUCGGAUUUUUCACUAAUGUGAACGGCGGAUUAACGAGGAACGUACAUCCAUUCUAA
Molecule: messenger RNA, 831 nt
Organism: Nicotiana attenuata
Lineage: Eukaryota; Viridiplantae; Streptophyta; Magnoliopsida; Solanales; Solanaceae
Product: histone H3.v1-like
Exons: 1
Coding region: 1-831 (276 amino acids)
Source: RefSeq, a predicted model, not a curated record